This is a messenger RNA of Spea bombifrons (plains spadefoot toad), 3080 nucleotides long. It is a transcript of the gene LONRF3, whose product is annotated as LON peptidase N-terminal domain and ring finger 3. The transcript has 12 exons. Bases 76 to 2283 code for a protein of 735 amino acids. NCBI's taxonomy places the organism in Eukaryota, Metazoa, Chordata, Amphibia, Anura, Pelobatidae. Gene Ontology annotation, molecular function: protein binding. The record is from RefSeq and is a predicted model, not a curated record.
GAGCUGCACAAAACCCCUGGGGGAGCAGCAAAGGUAGAGGACCCGCUCGCCUGAUCCCUGCCUCGGGGAGACGCCAUGGGCACGCAGGGCGCGGACAGCAGAUUCAUGCUGUGGUUUGCGGCUCAGGCUUUUCAAGUGAAAAACUUCCAGCUGGCUUGUGAGAUCUACGACAGGCAUGUGAAGGAGCAGGAGUCCGGGGAUGUGGACUGGGAAGUGCUGCUCCGCAGGGCUGACUGCUUGGCAUGUGCUGGCAGACUGCAGGAUGCCUGUGAUCUGUAUCAGAGAGCUGCUGCCCAUCGCAAGGUCACUGCCGAUCAGCUGGAGCUUCUUGUAUCGUGUCUGGCGAAAGACGUGAGGAGCAGAGAGGGUCUGCCCCGUCCCCCCACACACAGGUGGGGCAUGCUGAGCUGCAGGGAAUGCCAGGGCAUCCUAUACGAGCCGGUGACUCGCACUUGUGGACAUACGUUCUGUAAGAAGUGCCUGGAGACGUGCGUGGCCACAGAGUGCGCAAUAUGCAAGGAGAUCGAAUGCCCCGAAGACCCCAUCCAACACCACAGGGUCAACGUGCUCCUCUCCAACAUCAUCUGCAAGCGCUUCCCUAUGGAAGUCCAAGCCGAGAGCCUCAGGCAGAAAGCCGGCGAUCUGAUCAAGGAGAGCAGACUGGAAGAAGCGCUGGCAAAAUGCAACGAAGCAAUCGAAUUAGUGUCAAGUAACCAUUUGCUGUACGGUGACCGCUCUAUGAUUCACACCAGCUUAAAGUCGCAUGAAUGUGCUCUGCAAGAUGCGGAAACGGCGUGCCAACUUCAGGCAUAUUGGCUAACAAACCAUAUGAGAAAAGCACACGCGUUGGUGAAUAUGGGAAAACAUGAAGAAGCUUUAAAAGAAUAUCUUUUAUGUGUAGCAAUAGACACAGACAAUAAAACCGCAAAACAGGAAGCUCAAAAGCUCCUGCUUAGUUUUUUAUGUCCAGGGAAUAGUGAAGGAGACUUGUCCACCAUCCAGAAGAUAGUAACACAUCCAAUAAGAUCCAAAGCAAACCUCCUCAGUCCGUUCACCACUCAAGGAGCAUGCAGUGACAUCCAGAGGUUAUACACACAGGUAAACUGGGGAAAUAAGAAAUGCUUGGCAGUUUCCGAGGAUAAGGUUUUCACUGCUUGCAGCCCUGUUAAGAAGGCAUUUCAAAUGGAAUUUCCAGAAGUGACAAAAGGCGCAGUUUGCUCAGAAGAUUCCUCUUUGCUUAUUCCAUCAAAAGCCAACACAUUAAAGAGAAAGCACUGUUCAGAUGAAGCAACUGAGGCCAGGGAUGCUGAUGUGCCAUGCAAGCUAAUGAAAAGAGAUAUACUACCGGCUGAUAAAGCAUACGAUUGUAUCUCUCCAUCCAUUGACCCAUCUGAUCUGGAUUGUCCCCUCUGUAUGAGGCUGUUGUAUGAACCAAUUACCACAAUCUGCGGUCACACAUACUGCUUGAAGUGUCUUGAAAGAAGCCUGGACCAUAGUCCAAACUGUCCCCUAUGCAAGAAGGAUCUAUGCGAGUACUUGAUUCAGAGAAAGUUUUGUAAAACGGACAUCAUAGAAGGUCUAAUAGCUAAUUAUUUCCCGGAUGAGCUGAAAGACAGAAAAACUGUUUAUGAAGAGGAGAUGGCUGAACUUUCAAACCUGAAUAAAAAUGUUCCUAUAUUUGUCUGCACGAUGGCCUUUCCCACCGUUCCAUGUCCAUUGCACAUAUAUGAACCAUGCUAUCGCUUGAUGAUCCGAAGAUGUAUGGAAACUGGUACAAAACAGUUUGGGAUGUGCAUUGGAGACCCCGUGAAAGGAUUUGCAGAUUACGGCUGCAUGUUGGAGAUCCGAAACGUGGAUUUCUUUCUAGAUGGCCGUUCGGUGGUAGACAGUAUUGGAAGGAGAAGGUUUAAAGUUCUACAGCACAGCCAACGUGAUGGUUAUAACACAGCUGACAUUGAAUACAUUGAGGAUCAAAAGGUACAGGGAGAGGAUUAUGCAGAGCUGCUCGCUUUGCAUGAUACAGUUUAUGAUCAAGCGUGUGCUUGGUUUAGUAUUUUAAAGCCAGCACUGAAAAGUCGGAUUCUAAAACACUUUGGUCCUAUGCCUGAGAAGGAGUCUGAUAUCCAGGCAACCCCUAAUGGUCCUGCGUGGUGUUGGUGGAUGGUUGCUGUUCUUCCUCUAGAGAGUAAGGCGCAGCUCCCUUUCCUUGCUAUGACAUCAUUGAAAGAUCGCCUGACAACCAUCAAGCGGGUCUUGCUGCUUCUGCGUACAAGACCCCGAUAAUUCCAUUACACAAGCCUCAUACUCCACGGUGCGCCAUUUUUUCCAUACAUAAGUGUGUCUGUGGCGCACAUCGCAGGGCUCCGUGCCCAGUUUCACUCAUUUACAAUAGAUUAUUUUUUCUCCGCAUUUUGAAUUAUUACUUUUUCAUUGAUUUAUGAAAAUACAGCAAAACAUAUAUUAACUAGAAAUGCCAUAUGCUUUGAAACACAGUGAAUUCAGCACACUUUUGAUACAUUUUGUUAUACAAAACACAGAUUCGUACAGUUCUGUACAUAAUUCUGACCACCAUUUAUGCCUGAUCAGUUUUUUUUUACCACCAUUCUGAUUUCACCAGCUUUUAUGUAUUUGAUUUGUAAAAUGAAGAUACAACGCAAAUUAGUUGUCUUAUUUAUUUUGUAUGUUUAUCUUUUCCUUACUUUUCACUUACCUUAAAGGGAAGAUCUAUUUUAUUGCUUUCAAUAGGUUUUUUUAAUUGUUUAUUGUGAAUUCUAUUUUAUUUAAUUCAGGAAUUUCCUGAAAUAUUUUUUCAUAAAUCUGAAAUCUCCCAAAUCUCAUUUUCGCGUAACAUGUUCCAUUGUACAUUGGAAAAUGUAUAAUUAACUACUGGACCCCAGGCAUACAGUUGGUCACAAAAAAUAUAUUUUCUUUAGGAAAAUGCCAAAAGUAAGUAGAUUACAUCAAACAUUUCAUGCAAUAUACAUACUUGGUAUACAUCACUGUUUUGGAAGGACAAAUAUUUUUUAUAUAUAACUCCAUUAUGUGAGGAACAGGUGCCAGCAAAGACAUUUUGUAUACGG